This is a messenger RNA of Cladophialophora yegresii CBS 114405, 594 nucleotides long. RefSeq lists its product as uncharacterized. The record is from RefSeq and is a predicted model, not a curated record. The coding region runs from base 1 to 594 and encodes 197 amino acids. The transcript has a single exon. NCBI's taxonomy places the organism in Eukaryota, Fungi, Ascomycota, Eurotiomycetes, Chaetothyriales, Herpotrichiellaceae.
AUGUCCGGCCGAGAUGAACCACGACCAGCAGAAGCAGCGGAGCCAGAAGCGUCCCCAACACCCCAAGCAACGCUCGACCACUUCCACUCCAUCUCCUGGGUCGCAUCCCGUCUCUCGGACCAAGCAUUCCGCCCUGUCCAUCUAUCCCGCACGCUCACGCACGCAGGAAAGGGCCACACAUUGAUGGCCUCCACAUGGAACACCCCAACCACGCUCUCGCACAUCUUGUCGACGUAUCGCGCUCCGACAAGUGACCAGAGGGGCGAGAUUCGCCGCUUCUACACCUUCGGCGGCGGGUUGAACGCGCACCCGAAUCUCUUGCACGGGGGCGUCAUCGCCACGAUCCUCGACAGCACGAUGGGCAAUGUGAUUGGGCAAGAGUUGCCCGCGGACGCUGCUACUUUCACGGUCAAGUUGACGGUCGAGUAUAAGAGGCCCGUAACCACGCCGGGGACGGUGAUGGCGCGGGCGUGGAUCGUCAGUGUUCAGCAACGGAAGGUGUGGGUUGAGGGGGUGGUCGAGGAUGGGAAGGGGAAUGUCCACGCGCGGGCUGAGGGUUUGUGGCUUCGAGGGAAAGGGAAAGGGAAGCUCUGA